AUGGAGUUCUUAGUAACCAAAGGAGAUUAUAUUAGAUACUUCAAAAGAUCUUUAUUACUAGUUUUAGUAUGUGUAAUAGUUCUUGUAUGCACUGAUCAGGACUACUAUAGUUUACUUGGAGUAUCCAAAGAAGCAAGUAGUAGAGAAAUAAGACAAGCAUUCAAAAAACUGGCAUUAAAGUUGCACCCUGAUAAAAAUCAGAAUGAUCCAAAUGCACAUGAAAAUUUUUUGAAAAUAAAUAGAGCAUAUGAAGUACUUAAAGAUGAAGACCUGCGGAAGAAGUAUGAUAAAUAUGGAGAGAAAGGUCUGGAAGAUCAGCAGCAGGGAGGUCGUUACGAAAGCUGGCACUUCUAUCGUUAUGAUUUUGGUAUUUAUGAUGAUGAUCCUGAAAUUAUAACAUUGGAUAGAGGAGAAUUUGAUGCUGCUGUUAACUCAGGAGAACUGUGGUUUGUGAAUUUUUAUUCUCCUCGAUGCUCCCACUGCCAUGAGUUAGCACCUACGUGGAGGGAGUUUGCUAAGGAGAUGGAUGGAGUAAUACGCAUUGGGGCUGUCAACUGUGGAGACAACAGAAUGCUUUGUCGAAUUAAAGGAAUUAACAGUUAUCCCAGUCUCUAUGUUUUCAAAACUGGAAUGCAACCGGUGAAAUAUUAUGGAGACAGAUCAAAAGAGAGCUUAAAGAACUUUGCCAUGCAGUAUGUUACAAGCACAGUCACCGAGUUAUGGGCAGGAAACUUUGUUAAUGCCAUUGAAACCUCAUUUGCUUCUGGCGUUGGUUGGCUGAUCACCUUCUGUGCUGAACGUGGGGAUUGCUUGAGUUACCAAACACGCCUUAAGCUAGCUGGCAUGUUGGAAGGUCUUGUUAAUGUAGGCUGGAUGGACUGUGGCACCCAGGGUGAGCUUUGUGACAAUUUAGAUAUCUCAUCAAGUACUACAGCAUACUUUCCACCUGGAGCCACCAUAAAUAGCAAAGAGAAAGGAGGUGUUCUGUUUCUUAACUCGCUGGAUGCCAGAGAAAUAUAUCAGGAAGUAAUGCAGCAUCUGCCAGACUUUGAAAUUAUCUCUGCAGCAUCAUUAGAGGACCACCUGGCUCACCACCGAUGGCUGCUUUUCUUCCAGUUUGGGGAGAGUGAUAAAUCAAAUGUACAGGAAUUUAAGAAACUUAAAUUUUUACUUAAAGAUGAACAUAUUCAGGUUGGCAAGUUUGACUGUCUUUCCUCACCAACGAUCUGCAACAAACUCUACGUCUACCAGCCGUGUUUAGCAGUCUUCAAAGGAAAAGGAACUGGAGAUUAUGAAAUUCAUCAUGGAAAGAAGAUCUUAUAUGACAUCGUUGCAUUUGCCAAAGAAAGCGUCAACUCUCAUGUCAUCACGCUGGGACCUCAGAAUUUUCCUGACAAAGAAAAGGAACCGUGGCUCGUGGAUUUCUUUGCACCGUGGUGUCCUCCUUGUCGAGCCUUGUUACCAGAGCUGAGAAAGGCAUCAAAACAUCUUUAUGGUCAACUUAAAUUUGGAACACUAGACUGCACUGUCCAUGAAGGGCUUUGCAACAUGCAUAACAUUCGAGCUUAUCCAACAACAGUUGUGUUCAAUCAGUCUGAUGUUCAUGAAUAUGAAGGCCAUCACUCUGCUGAGCAGAUCUUGGAGUUUAUAGAGGAUCUUAGGAAUCCAUCGGUGGUCUCCCUAACACCAGAGACAUUUGUUGAAUUAGUUCAAAGAAGAAAACGAGACGAGAUCUGGAUGGUUGAUUUCUAUGCUCCAUGGUGUGGACCUUGCCAGGCUUUAAUGCCAGAAUGGAAAAAAAUGGCCAGGAUGUUAAAUGGAUUAAUCAGUGUAGGCAGUGUGGAUUGUCAAAAAUAUUAUUCUUUCUGUCAUCAAGAAAGUGUUCGGGGAUAUCCUGAAAUAAGACUCUUUCCUCAAAAGUCAAACACAGCUCAUCAAUAUUAUAGCUACAAUGGAUGGCACAGAGAUUCCUAUUCACUGAGAGGCUGGGCACUGGGAUAUUUACCACGAGUGUCUGUAGACCUGACUCCUCAGAGUUUCACAGAAAAAGUUCUGAAUGGAAAAGAUCACUGGGUCAUUGAUUUUUAUGCUCCUUGGUGUGGACCUUGCCAAAAUUUUGCUCCUGAAUUUGAGAUCCUUGCAAAGACCAUUAAAGGAAAAGUAAAAGCUGGAAAAGUCGACUGUCAGGCGUAUGCUCAGACCUGUCAAACUGCUGACAUCAGAGCCUACCCCACUGUGAAGUUUUACCCCUAUCAAGGAACAAAGAAAAAUAUUCUUGGUGAAUAUAUAGACAGCAGAGAUGCAAAAAGCAUUGCUGACCUUUUGAAUGAAAAAUUAGAAGCGAUUCAAAAUAAAGGAAAAAGGAAAAAAUCUAGAAAUAAGGAUGAACUCUAA
Messenger RNA from Merops nubicus (carmine bee-eater), 2394 nucleotides. It is a transcript of the gene DNAJC10, whose product is annotated as DnaJ (Hsp40) homolog, subfamily C, member 10. The transcript is spliced from 22 exons. Lineage: Eukaryota; Metazoa; Chordata; Aves; Coraciiformes; Meropidae. Gene Ontology annotation, biological process: protein folding in endoplasmic reticulum. Gene Ontology annotation, cellular component: endoplasmic reticulum. Bases 1 to 2394 code for a protein of 797 amino acids. Gene Ontology annotation, molecular function: disulfide oxidoreductase activity. The record is from RefSeq and is a predicted model, not a curated record.